Williopsis jadinii is the source of this 6726-nucleotide messenger RNA. RefSeq names its product acetyl-CoA carboxylase ACC1 (gene ACC1). The record is from RefSeq and is a predicted model, not a curated record. Lineage: Eukaryota; Fungi; Ascomycota; Saccharomycetes; Phaffomycetales; Wickerhamomycetaceae. Gene Ontology annotation, molecular function: acetyl-CoA carboxylase activity; ATP binding; metal ion binding. Gene Ontology annotation, biological process: fatty acid biosynthetic process. The transcript has a single exon. The coding region runs from base 1 to 6726 and encodes 2241 amino acids.
AUGAGCGAGGACAACCUUGGAGAAGUGGCGUUGCACGCCAGCAAGGUGGACUUUGCCAAAUACAAGCAACUCCAUGAGACGUUACCGGCGCACUUUAUUGGUCUGAACACCUUGGACGUUGCUGAAGCGUCUCCGUUGAAGGACUUUGUUGCCCAGCACGGCGGUCACACCGUGAUCCAGAAGGUUUUGAUUGCCAACAACGGUAUCGCUGCGGUUAAGGAGAUCAGAUCCGUGAGAAAAUGGGCUUACGAAACGUUUAACGAUGAAAGAACCAUCCAAUUCGUUGUGAUGGCUACGCCGGAGGAUUUGGAGGCAAACGCUGAGUAUAUCAGAAUGGCGGAUCAAUACGUUGAGGUUCCAGGUGGCACCAACAACAACAACUACGCUAACGUUGAUUUGAUCGUUGACGUUGCUGAAAGAACCGACGUUGAUGCUGUCUGGGCUGGUUGGGGUCACGCGUCUGAAAACCCACUGUUGCCAGAGCAAUUGGCUGCUUCCAAGAGAAAGAUCCUGUUCAUUGGUCCACCCGGUUCUGCAAUGAGAUCUCUAGGUGAUAAGAUCUCCUCCACCAUCGUGGCACAACAUGCUAAGGUCCCUUGUAUCCCAUGGUCCGGUACCGGUGUUGAGGACGUCCAAAUUGAUCCAGAGACUAAUCUCGUCUCCGUUGAUGAAGUUACAUAUGCAAAAGGUUGUGUCAACUCUCCAGCGGAGGGUCUCUUGAAGGCCAAAGCGAUUGGAUUCCCAGUGAUGAUUAAAGCUUCUGAAGGUGGUGGUGGUAAAGGUAUCAGAAAAGUUGAACGCGAGGAAGACUUUGAGACUCUGUACCACCAAGCUGCUAAUGAGAUUCCAGGCUCCCCAAUAUUCAUCAUGAAAUUGGCCGAUAACGCUAGACACUUGGAGGUUCAGUUACUCGCAGAUCAGUAUGGUAAGAACAUCUCCCUGUUUGGCCGUGAUUGUUCUGUUCAAAGACGUCAUCAAAAGAUCAUUGAAGAGGCACCUGUCACUGUGGCAAAGCCUGAAACUUUUACUCAGAUGGAGAAAGCCGCUGUCAGAUUGGGUAAAUUGGUUGGUUAUGUCUCUGCAGGUACUGUCGAGUACUUGUACUCUCAUGUCAAUGACAAGUUUUACUUUUUGGAGUUGAACCCAAGAUUACAGGUGGAGCAUCCAACCACAGAGAUGGUUUCAGGUGUUAACUUACCUGCAGCACAAUUGCAAAUCGCUAUGGGUAUCCCAUUGCACAGAGUUAGAGACAUUAGAUUAUUCUAUGGUGUCGACCCACAUACAUCAACAGAAAUCGAUUUUGACUUUGAAUCUGAAGCAUCUUUGACAUCCCAAAGAAGACCUACUCCAAAGGGUCACUGUACCGCUUGUCGUAUCACAUCUGAAGAUCCAGGUGAAGGAUUUAAACCAUCUGGUGGUUCUCUGCAUGAGUUGAACUUUAGAUCUUCCUCUAAUGUUUGGGGUUACUUCUCUGUGGCUAACCACUCUUCGAUUCAUUCCUUCUCUGAUUCUCAAUUUGGUCAUAUUUUUGCCUUUGGUGAAAACAGACAAGCAUCGAGAAAACACAUGGUUGUUGCGUUGAAGGAAUUAUCUAUUAGAGGUGAUUUCAAAACGACUGUGGAAUACUUGAUCAAGUUGUUGGAAACUGAAGAUUUCGAGGAUAACACAAUUACAACAGGCUGGCUGGAUGAAUUGAUCUCUCAGAAAUUGACUGCAGAGAGACCAGAUCCUACUAUUGCUACCAUCUGUGGUGCAGUCACAAAGGCUCAUAUUCUCUCACAAGAGGCUCGUGAGUCGUACAUUGCUUCUUUGGAUAAGGGUCAGGUUCCAUCAAAGGAUUUGUUAAAGACCAUUUAUUCCAUUGAAUUCAUCUAUGAAGGCUACAGAUACAAGUUUACCGCUGCUCAAUCUGCUUUAGAUAGAUAUACUUUGUAUAUCAACGGUUCCAAGGUGGAAGUUGGUGUUAAAAAAUUAUCUGAUGGUGGAUUGUUGAUUGCACUGGAUGGUAAGUCCCAUACUGUUUACUGGAAGGAACAAGUUGGGGCUACAAGAUUGUCAGUUGAUUCUAAAACUUGUCUAUUGGAGGCUGAGAACGAUCCUACACAGUUAAGAACCCCAUCUCCUGGUAAGUUGGUGAAGUACUUGGUUCAGACUGGUGAGCAUAUUAACGCUGGUCAACCAUUUGCCGAGGUUGAGGUGAUGAAGAUGUGCAUGCCAUUAAUUGCUCAAGAAAAUGGUACUGUUCAAUUGGUUAAACAGCCAGGUUCUAACGUUGCGGCUGGUGAUAUUUUGGCCAUCUUGUCUCUUGAUGAUCCAUCUAAGGUCAAGCACGCCUUACCUUUCCAAGGCAUCUUGCCAGAAUUUGGCCAACCAACUGUACAAGGCACUAAACCUGCGUACAAGUUCCAGGCCUUGUUGUCCACAUUGAAGAACACAUUGACUGGAUUUGACAACCAGGUGAUUUUGAACGCUACUCUUCAGGACUUGAUCGAGGUGUUGAGAAACGAGCAAUUGCCAUACUCCGAAUGGAAUCAACAAAUAUCUGCUUUGCACUCAAGAAUUCCACUUGAGUUGGACGCAGAGUUGGCUAACUUGAUUAAGAGAUCCUCUCAAAGAAAUGCAUCGUUCCCAGCAAGACAGAUUCUGAAGCUUUUGGACAAGAGCGCUUCAUCACCAGAUGCUGAUCCGCUGUUUGGCCAGGUUGUUGCACCAUUGCGUGAUAUUGGUGAGCGUUAUGCUAAAGGCUUGGAAACCCAUGAACAUGCUGUUUUUGCUGAAUUGUUGACUGAAUAUUAUAACGUUGAGAAGCUUUUCAGUGGUACCAACGUUAGAGAGGAAGAUGUCAUUCUAAAGCUGCGUGACGAAAACAAGAAUGAUUUGUCUAAGGUUGUCUCUAUCGUGCUUUCUCAUUCUAGGGUUUCUUCAAAGAAUAUUUUGAUUCUCGCUAUUUUGAACCACUACCAACCUCUCUGUCAACAAAGCGCCGAGAUUGCCAAUGUUAUGCGUGAACCAUUAAAGCACAUUGUUGAGCUCGAGGCCAGAGCCACUGCUAAGGUUUCUAUCAAAGCCAGAGAAAUCUUGAUUCAAUGCUCAUUGCCAUCCAUCAAAGAGAGAUCUGAUCAAUUGGAGCACAUCUUGAAGUCUUCUGUUGUUCAAACAAGAUAUGGUGAGAUUGGUUCUUCGCAUCGUGAACCACAGAUGGAGAUUUUGAGAGAUGUUAUUGACUCCAAGUAUGUUGUCUUUGAUGUUCUCACCCAAUUUUUGGGACACAAGGAUCCAUACGUUGUAGCUGCUGCUGCUGAAGUCUAUGUUCGCCGUGCUUACCGUGCUUACAACGUGAUUGGUAACUUGACAUACAAUACUGAUGGUGAAUAUCCAACAGUUGAAUGGAAAUUCCAGCUCCCAUCUUUCUCUUCUGCUGCUUACAACGCUGUUCCUCAAGCCAGAGGUAUGGUUGGUAAAGCCAUGAACAGAGCCGUCUCAGUUUCAGAUUUGACAUUUGUCUCCAACGAUGAGUCACAACCAUUGAGAACAGGUUUGUUGAUCCCAUCACCACAUUUGGAUGACGUCGAAGAUGUAUUGAUCAAGGGAUUGGACAGGCUUCCUCGUAAAGCUGUUGUUGACUCUUCUCGUGGUCCUGCUCCAAAUAGAUCUGCGCCAAAUAAUGCUCUUUACAACAUUGUUAAUGUUGUUGUUGGGGACUCUGAUGGCAUCGAAUCUGAGGAUGAAAUUUUGGCUAAAUUGAACGAGGUUCUGGCAGACGCGAAGGAUGAGUUAGUCGCAACUUCUAUACGUCGUAUAACCUUCAUUUUCGGUUCUACUGAUGGUUCUUAUCCAAAGUACUACACUUUCAGAGGUCCUGACUACGCAGAGUACAAGGAAAUUCGUCAUAUCGAACCAGCAUUGGCUUACCAAUUAGAGUUGUUGAGAUUAUCAAACUUCAACAUCAAACCAAUCUUCACUGAUAACAGAAACAUUCAUGUCUAUGAGGCCAUUGGUAAGAACUUCCCUGCUGAUAAGAGAUUUUUCACAAGAGGUAUCAUCAGAACUGGUCGUAUCCGUGAUGACAUCACCAUCCAAGAGUAUUUGACUUCAGAGGCCAACAGAUUGAUGUCUGAUAUUCUGGACACUCUCGAAGUUAUUGACACUUCAAACUCAGACUUGAACCAUAUCUUUAUCAACUUCUCUGCCGUUUUUAACGUCCUUCCUGAAGAUGUUGAGGCCGCCUUUGGUGGUUUCUUGGAAAGAUUUGGAAGAAGACUUUGGAAACUCCGUGUUUCAGCUGCGGAGAUCAGAAUAAUGUGUACAGAUCCUAAGACUGGUGUUCCAUUCCCAUUGAGAGCAAUGAUUAACAACAUGUCUGGUUUCGUUGUUAAGUCUGAGUUGUACAUGGAAGUGAAGAACAGUCAAGGUGAAUGGGUUUUCAAAUCACUUGGAACUCCAGGAUCCAUGCACUUGAGACCAAUCUCUACACCUUACCCAGCUAAGAAUCAGUUACAACCAAAGCGUUAUAAGGCUCAUCUAUUGGGAACUACUUAUGUUUACGACUUCCCAGAGUUGUUCCGCAGUGCAACUUUGGCUCAAUGGGAGAGAUACGCUCCUGAUGCUAAGGUCCCAGAAGACUUCUUCCAAACAAUUGAGUUGAUUUUGGAUGACUCUGACGUGUUAACCGAGGUUGAUAGAGAAGCAGGUGCAAACAACAUUGGUAUGGUUGCCUUCAAAGUAUUCGUCAAGACUCCAGAAUAUCCAAGAGGUCGUCAAUUCUUCAUUGUUGCUAAUGAUAUCACUUAUAAGAUUGGUUCUUUCGGUCCCCAAGAGGAUUACUUCUUCGAUAAAGUUACCCAACUUGCCAGAAAGUUGGGUAUUCCAAGAGUGUACUUGUCUGCUAACUCUGGUGCUAGAAUUGGUAUGGCUGAAGAACUACUUCCAUUGUUCCAAGUUGCUUGGAAGCAACCAGGUCAUCCUGAUGAAGGCUUUGACUACUUGUACCUGUCUGACGAUGGUAUAUCAACUCUAGAGAAGAAUGAUCAACUCAAGGCUGUUUCUACUGAGAGAAUAGUUGAAAAUGGUGAAGUUAGACAUGUUAUCAAAGCUAUCAUUGGUACCGAAGAUGGUUUGGGUGUUGAAUCUCUUAGAGGCUCAGGUUUGAUUGCAGGUGCUACAUCUAGGGCUUACAAAGAUAUCUUCACCAUCACUUUGGUUACUUGCAGAUCUGUCGGUAUCGGUGCAUAUUUGGUCAGAUUGGGUCAAAGAGCCAUCCAAGUUGAAGGUCAACCAAUCAUCCUUACUGGUGCUCCUGCUAUCAACAAGUUGUUGGGCCGUGAAGUUUAUUCAUCCAACUUGCAACUUGGUGGUCCACAGAUCAUGUACAGAAACGGUGUUUCUCAUUUGACUGUGCCGGACGAUCUUGCUGGUGUUUGCCAGAUCAUGAACUGGUUGUCAUAUGUUCCAGCCAAGCGUAACAUGCCAGUCCCAAUCCUAGAAUCUCUUGAAGAUCCAUGGGAUAGAGAUGUUGAAUUUGCCCCAGUUCGUAACGAGACAUAUGAUGUCAGAUGGAUGAUUGCUGGUCGUGAAUUGAGUAAUGGCACCUUUGAGGCUGGUUUGUUUGAUAAGAACUCUUUCCAGGAAACCUUGAGUGGUUGGGCCAAGGGUGUUGUUGUUGGUAGAGCUAGAUUGGGAGGUAUUCCAUUUGGUAUCAUUGGUGUUGAAACCCGUAUGGUUGAAAACUUGAUUCCAGCUGACCCUGCUAAUCCAGAUUCUACUGAACAAUUGAUCCAAGAAGCUGGUCAGGUUUGGUAUCCAAACUCUGCGUACAAGACUGCUCAGGCUAUCAAUGACUUCAACAAUGGUGAACAAUUACCAUUGAUGAUUUUGGCUAACUGGAGAGGUUUCUCUGGUGGUCAACGUGAUAUGUAUAACGAGGUUUUGAAGUUUGGUUCUUACAUCGUUGAUGCUUUGGUUGGUUACAAGCAACCAAUCAUUACAUACAUCCCUCCAUGUGGUGAACUUAGAGGUGGUUCAUGGGUCGUUGUUGAUCCAACCAUCAACUCUGAGAUGAUGGAAAUGUACGCUGAUGUUGAGUCCAGAGCUGGUGUUCUUGAGCCAGAAGGUAUGGUUGGUAUUAAGUACCGUCGUGAGAAGUUGAUUUCCACAAUGGCUAGACUUGAUGACACUUAUGCUGCCUUGAAGAAGCAACUUGGUGACUCAACUUUGAGUGCUGAACAGCAUCAAGAGGUUUCUGCCAAGCUUGCUGCUCGUGAGAAGGCUCUACUUCCAAUUUACCAACAGAUCUCUGUUCAGUUUGCUGAUUUGCAUGACAGAUCCGGUCGUAUGCUCGCCAAGGGUACUAUUCGUAAGGAGCUUGAGUGGGUCAAUGCUCGUCGUUUCUUCUUCUGGAGAAUUCGUCGUCGUCUAAACGAAGAGUACCUCAUUAAGAGAAUUGGUGAAACUUUACAGUCUGCUUCAAGAAUCGAAAAGGUUGCCAGAUUGAGAUCAUGGUAUCCACCAACGCUUGAUUAUGAGGAUGAUAAGCUCAUUGCUAACUGGAUUGAAGAGAACCAUGAGUACUUGGACACCAUGGUGAAGAAGUUGAAGGACGAGGCCUUUGCACAAAACAUUGCUCAAUUGAUUAGAAGUAACCGUGACUCAGCCAUUAGUGGGUUGGCUGAAGUGAUUGGUCUUUUGUCUACUGAGGACAAGGCAAAGAUCUUGGAGAGCUUGAAAUGA